Messenger RNA from Arachis stenosperma, 2086 nucleotides. RefSeq lists its product as uncharacterized. Gene Ontology annotation, molecular function: ubiquitin binding; phosphatidylinositol binding; cysteine-type peptidase activity. Gene Ontology annotation, biological process: protein transport to vacuole involved in ubiquitin-dependent protein catabolic process via the multivesicular body sorting pathway; proteolysis. Bases 1 to 1332 code for a protein of 443 amino acids. The record is from RefSeq and is a predicted model, not a curated record. Lineage: Eukaryota; Viridiplantae; Streptophyta; Magnoliopsida; Fabales; Fabaceae. The transcript is spliced from 12 exons.
AUGGCGAACUUUGAGUGCGACGGACGGCAGCAGUAUGCCCCUCCUUGUGGCGGUGGUGUAGGCUUACAUGAUGAGGUAUUGGCGACAACAAACAAAUUUAGCGGAACUCGUGACAAUUUCAAGUCAUUAAUUCCCAAGCAGUGGGUACAUGGGGAUGUGUUGGAUUUGGUUGCUACUAUGCUAACCAUGCAGGAAAAAGAAAUGGGAUGUCAAACAAACUGGUAUUUGCCAGCUGUAUUUUCGUUGGUACUAGAUUUUUUACCUGUCAACGAGAACAACAGACAUUGGUAUUUGGUUGUUUUUGAUUUGUGCAAUCAUCAAAUAAUUCUGCUAGACUCCCUACCGAUUGCUACAAAUAAAGAGCAGAAGAGAUCGAGUAUAGUAAAGCUGGCAAAAUAUCUGGAAGAUAUGCUCAAGUAUGACUCGUUCUAUAAAUACAACACUCCGUUCAGGCCAAGGAUACUUGAUUUUGCAUUUGUGGAUAUGCUAGAAACAGGAGAACAAGCUUCUGGCUCGUUAACCAUGCCCCUCUCUCCCUACUCCCUAGGUCUCACAGCCUCGCUCUCUGCAACUCCCAUCGCCGGUGAGAGACCUCCUCCCACCACCUCGCAGCCACCGCCACCUUCCUCCCAGCGCAGCCAUUCCACUGCUCCGACCCAGGACCUCCUCGCGGACAGAGCAGCCCAGCACUGCAGCACACAACCAGCGCCCAGCGCCCAGCAGGUUGGCACCACGCUUGCAAGUCGCACCCACCACCACCCUCGGUCCCUCGCAACUCGCAAAUCGCACCUAGCAGGCCAGGACCACCCAGGACCACUCGAUAGCCUAUUGCAAAACGCAGAGAAGACAGAAGAGAACUCGAACGCAGCUUGGAGGAAGCACCGAAGCAGCCAUCUCUCGUCGCCGUUCCUCAACGCCCAGCCACCGUCGCUGGCCUCGCCUUCUGCCUCCGUCGUGCAGCCACUGUCUCGACGGUGCCACUUCUGUUCCAUCGCGUCAGCCCUUCGACUUUAUAAAUGGCAGCGAACGGGAGUAGUGUUUCCAAAGCGUUCUUUAGAUGCGUCUCCAAUAUUUACUCCACCUCCUACCCAUCAAGCUUCAGGAAGUAUGCAUGCUGGAUAUGGGAUGCCAAGCGGUUCUUCAAAAACACUUGACAAAACAAUGGCAACAGAGAUAGAAACUUUGAGUUUGUCAAGCUUGGAAUCCAUGCGCCAUGUUAUGGACCUGUUGAGUGACAUGCUUCAAGCUGUGAAUCCUAGUGACUGUACGGCUGUAAAAGACGAAGUAAUUGUUGAUCUUGUUGAUCGCUGUCGCACCAACCAGAAAAAUUGAUGCAGAUGCUAACAACAACUGGGGAUGAGGAGCUUCUUGGACGAGGCCUUGAACUAAAUGAUAGUAUUCAGAGUUUGCUUGCAAAACAUGAUGCAAUUGCUACAGGGAAUCCCCUUCCAAUUCAACGUGCAGGUUCCAGCACUCCACCAGGUGAAGUUCUGCCAGAUGAAGCUAACUCAAAUUUCAAUCAAACUGAUGUGCGGAGCCCCAGCCAUCAGACUGACAUGAAGAGCCCCAGCCGCAGUCCCGUAGAGUCUAUUUCAAUGAUUGUACUCUGAACACUCCACAAGCUCUAAGGUUCAAUCACAAAAAGGGGCUGCAAGGGAACAAAAAUAAAUCAAAACAAUGAUGAUGGACAAGUUAAUCUGUUACUUUGAAAAUUUUUUACAUUCUCGGAUCAAUGUAUCUGAAUAUAACUAGGAUCUGGAUAUGGUGAUAGAAGGAUGUAUCAAAUUUUCACUGCGAGAUUAAGGGGAACAAAAGAAGUAUUUAGUUGAAGACCUAGAAUGUACUUACCAUGUCAACACUAACAGGCUUGCCAUCUUCUGCAAGGAUUUCGACUAUAGUUCCUGAUUGAUCAGCCUGUAUAUACACACACAAGACACAAAUUUGUAGUUCAAGAUGGAAAGAAAAUCUGAAGAACUGUGAAGUGAAGAUAAUGCUACAACUUAUGCAUCUCCCAUUGCUUUUUAAAUUUGCAUCCCAUAGUUACUAACCAAGAAAAUCAAGUUGGUUUACUGGUUCACUAUGCAAU